AUGAGUUUCAAUUUGGAUUCUGUUGAACAACUCAAUAUUCAUGAAGUCGUGUUUUACACUACAAGUACUUGUGGCUUCAUGGGGUACCUUCACUAUGGUGAACUUGUUGCUAGAGGAUAUGUCCCUCUUAAAGAUGAAAGUUGCUUUACAAAUGGAUAUUUAGAGAGAGAGAUUGAUUGGAUACCGGGGAUGAAAGGCAUUCGAAUUAAGGACAUUCCAUCAUUUAUUCGAACCACUGAUCCGAAUGAUAUCAUGCUGAAUUACAACAUCUUGCAGCACGAAAAUGCAUCAAGGGCCAUGGCCAUCCUUUUCAAUACAUAUGAUGAAUUGGAAGAAGAAGUUCUUGAAGCAAUUCGAGCCAAAUACAAUCGGGGCCUCGAAGAUUUCCAAUUCAAAACCACCCCGGAUGGCCUGCCACCUUCCAACAAUGAUGCUACACAAGAUAUCCCAGCACUUUGUAUAUCAAUUUCGAAACAUUGUUUGGCCCCCUUUUUGGAACUCAUCAAGAACCUUAAUGAAUCAUCGGAUUGUCCGAAUGUUAGUUGCAUAGUCUCUAAUAGGGUCAUGAGUUUCAGUUUGGAUUCUGUUGAACAACUCAAUAUUCCUGAAGUUGUGUUUUACACUACAAGUGCUUGUGGCUUCAUAGGGUACCUUCACUAUGGUAAACUUGUUGCUAGAGGAUAUGUCCCUCUUAAAGAUGAAAGUUGCUUUACAAAUGGAUAUUUAGAGGCAGAGAUUGAUUCGACACCGGGGAUGAAAGGCAUUCGACUUAAGGACAUUCCAUCAUUUAUUCGAACCACUGAUCUGAAUGAUAUCAUGUUGAAUUACAACAUCGUGCAGCACGAAAAUGCAUCAAGGGCUAAGGCCAUCCUUUUCAAUACAUAUGACGAAUUGGAAGAAGAAGUUCUUGAAGUAAUUUGA
Messenger RNA from Fraxinus pennsylvanica, 921 nucleotides. The record is from the annotation of a GenBank genome assembly. Lineage: Eukaryota; Viridiplantae; Streptophyta; Magnoliopsida; Lamiales; Oleaceae.